UGGGAAACGUGUCUCCUGUUGCUCUCCUAUGUUCUUUUUCCUUUUUUUUCCUCCCUCCCUUCAUUUUAUUGCGAGAACAACGCUUUAGAGACUCAAGAAUAAAUUCCCAUUUUCAAGCUUCGAUCCUUCACUAAUUUGUCAAAGGUGAUCUUCAGUAGCCAUGGCCCGUACAAAGCAGACUGCCCGUAAGUCCACUGGAGGCAAAGCCCCUCGUAAACAGCUGGCCACAAAGGCUGCUCGCAAGAGCGCUCCUUCCACUGGUGGAGUCAAGAAGCCUCAUCGUUACAGGCCUGGUACUGUGGCUCUGCGUGAGAUCCGUCGUUACCAGAAGUCCACUGAGCUGCUGAUCCGCAAGCUGCCCUUCCAGCGCCUGGUGAGAGAAAUCGCCCAGGACUUCAAGACUGACCUGCGUUUCCAGAGUGCAGCCAUUGGAGCUCUGCAGGAAGCCAGCGAAGCCUACCUGGUGGGUCUGUUUGAGGACACCAACCUGUGCGCCAUCCACGCCAAACGUGUCACCAUCAUGCCCAAAGACAUCCAGCUGGCACGUCGUAUCCGCGGGGAGCGAGCUUAAAAUGCUGUCUGACUUUUUUCAUGCUAUCUUCUUGUCUGUUCACCACUCUUUUCAUCCUCUAUACUUAGUUAGUAGUUUGGGUUGAGGUUCUAUAUAUAUCAUAUGAUUGUGAUAACCGUAUAUUGUGUGAUCAUGUCCUCUUCGGUGCUACUAGUAGCAGAGUUUCCUUAGAAAAGUCAUGUAUGUCCGAAACUUUAAGCCACAGCUACACUCCUCACGUUUAACCUGCUAGCUCAGAGGGAAUGCCUUCUCUUUAUGAUGAUGGUGUUUUUGCAAACCAAGAAUAGUGUGUGAUGAUGUGGGCAUAGGAAAUAGCAUUAAGGAAAAGACAUUAUCAUCUUCUGACAGAUGUAAUCAUCAAUAUAAUUAGUCUUGUCUUUUUUCUUUCCUUUUUUUAAAUAGAAAUUUGUUGUAAAAGUAGUGAUUUUUUUACAAUAGUGUAUUUCUACUGUUUAAUGUAUCAAAAGAAAUUCAGUUUGAAUCUGGUUGUCAAAUGAAAACGUCAUUGUACUUUGAUGACACUGCAUUUUUGGCAGACUACACGCGGCGUAUAUGUAGCAGACCUAUGUUUAUCAUAUUUUUGAUUGUCAGCCACAUUACUAUGUCAAGGUUAUUUGACUUUUUGUUCCUCUCUCAGGUUGAUAUGAUAACCUUUUUUUUUCUACUGUGUUUUUGAUUUAUGUUUUCAUUUUUAAAAGCAAAAUAUUUGUACUCUGAAAAUUCACUUACAAACAUAAUAAACAGAUCCUUGUGGUUGAA
Notolabrus celidotus (New Zealand spotty) is the source of this 1330-nucleotide messenger RNA. RefSeq names its product histone H3.3A. Gene Ontology annotation, cellular component: nucleosome. The record is from RefSeq and is a predicted model, not a curated record. Bases 161 to 571 code for a protein of 136 amino acids. The transcript has 4 exons. Gene Ontology annotation, molecular function: structural constituent of chromatin; DNA binding; protein heterodimerization activity. Lineage: Eukaryota; Metazoa; Chordata; Actinopteri; Labriformes; Labridae.